AUGCUUGAAGAAAAGGAAAUAAAUAAGGGUUAUAAUAUACAAGAAGCGAGACAGCAAUUCGCUGUUGAUUUAGCUGUAAAAGCUAUGGAUACAUACACUGUUGAAAGAGAUAUUGCACGUCAUAUUAAAAACAAAUUUGAUGAAACAUACGGUCCGAAUUGGCACUGUAUUGUCGGCAAAAACUUUGGAAGGUAUGUACAACAACAUCAUUUUAAUAACUUUCAUUAUAUUUCUGAUGCAUAUAUACAUUGAAAUAAAACUUCCAAAUGAUGAAAUAUUAAACCCUGAUCAAUUGAUUUCACACAUCACAUAGCCAUUUGUUCAUUUAGAAAGCAUGAGAUUCCAAUGAAUCAUUGUGAAUCAGUCAAACAUUGGUACUUAUAAACAAGACAAUAAUAAGAAAGACAACAAAUAAUGGGAAGUUAAGUCCAAUAGAAUUGAAAAUAUGUAAUGCAUUAUUUUCAUUCCCAUUGUUUUCUCCAAUUUCAGUUAUGUGACACAUGAAGUAAACUGUUUUAUUUACUUCUAUCUACAAAAUUACGCAGUGCUCCUAUUCAAAGCCGGUUAAUUUCCGAAUUUCCUUCGUGACAUAAUGAAUAAACCGGAAUUUUUAC
Molecule: messenger RNA, 614 nt
Organism: Schistosoma bovis
Lineage: Eukaryota; Metazoa; Platyhelminthes; Trematoda; Strigeidida; Schistosomatidae
Source: the annotation of a GenBank genome assembly